AUGGGGAUUGCUGUCCUCACUAUGAAGGCAUCUGUUAUUGAAAUGUUCCUUGUUUUGCUGGUGACUGGAAUACACUCAAAUAAAGAAAUGACAAAGAAGAUUAAAAGGCCCAAAUUCACUGUGCCUCAGAUCAACUGUGAUGUGAGAGCCGGAAAGAUAAUCAAUCCCGAGUUCAUUGUGAAAUGUCCAGCAGGAUGCCAAGACCCCAGGUACCACGUUUAUGGCACUGACGUCUAUGCAUCCUACUCCAGCGUGUGUGGCGCUGCGGUUCACAGUGGUGUGCUCGAUAAUUCAGGAGGGAAAAUACUUGUUCGGAAAGUUGCUGGACAGUCUGGCUAUAAAGGGAGUUACUCCAAUGGUGUCCAGUCGUUAUCCCUUCCACGAUGGAGAGAAUCCUUUGUCGUCUCAGAAGGUAAACCCCAAAAGGGUGUAACCUACCCAUCAUCUCUUACAUAUUCAUCAUCUAAAAGCCCAGCUGCCAAAGCAGGUGAGACCACAAAAGCCCAUCAGAGCCCAUCAGCUCCAGGGACAACCGCACAGCCAGUCCCCCUGAUGCAAGUACUGGGGACCACCGCAGUCGAAGGCACCCAUACCACCUUGCCAAAGCCGCCCCCAUCUGCAGGCUCUACCACCAGCAGCCUCAGACCACAGCCCGUGGGCCAGAGAAGCCAGGAGCUGGAUUUCUGGUCCACCACCACCUACACUAACAGCCAAAAUAGCCCCUGAACUAAUCCAGGAUUUGUUCCAAAAAAAGAAUUAAGCACACAGUCUUUGGAGCCAGUAUCCCAGGGAGAUCCAAGCUGCAAAGUUGACUUGUCAUUUUUAAUUGAUGGGAGCGCGAGCAUUGGCAAACGUCGAUUCCGAAUCCAGAAGCAGUUCCUGGCCGACGUUGCCCAAGCUCUUGACAUUGGCCCUACUGGUCCACUGAUGGGUGUUGUUCAGUACGGAGACAACCCUGUUACCCAGUUUAAUCUCAAGACUCACAUGAAUUCCCGGGAUCUGAAGACAGCCAUAGAGAAAAUUAUGCAGAGAGGAGGGCUUUCUAAUGUAGGCCGGGCCAUCUCCUUUGUGACUCAGAACUUCUUUUCCAAAUCUAAUGGAAACAGAGGCAGUGCUCCCAACGUGGCCGUGGUGAUGGUGGACGGCUGGCCCACGGACAAGGUGGAAGAGGCAUCAAGGUUUGCAAGAGAGUCAGGAAUCAACAUUUUCUUCAUCACCAUGGAAGGUGCCUCUGAAAAUGAGAAGCAGUACGUGCUAGAGCCCAACUUUGCAAACAAGGCUGUGUGCAGAACGAACGGCUUCUACUCGCUCAGUGUGCAGAACUGGUUCAGCCUCCACAAGACCGUGCAGCCCCUGGUGAAGCGGGUCUGUGACACCGACCGACUGGCCUGCAGCAAGACCUGCUUAAACUCGGCCGACAUUGGCUUCAUCAUCGACGGCUCCAGCAGCGUAGGGACGGGCAACUUCCGCACGGUUCUCCAGUUUGUGGCCAACCUCAGCAAAGAGUUUGAGAUUUCCGACACGGACACGCGGAUUGGGGCCGUGCAGUACACCUACGAGCAGCGGCUGGAGUUUGGGUUCGACGUGUACAGCACCAAGCCUGACGUCCUCAACGCCAUCAAGAGAGUGGGGUACUGGAGUGGUGGGACCAGCACGGGGGCUGCCAUCAACUAUGCCCUGGAACAGCUCUUCAAGAAGUCCAAGCCCAACAAGAGGAAAUUAAUGAUCCUCAUCACUGACGGGAGGUCCUAUGACGAUGUCCGAAUACCGGCCAUGGUCGCCCAUCACGAGGGAGUGAUCACCUAUGCCAUAGGCGUGGCAUGGGCUGCACAGGACGAGCUGGAAGUCAUCGCCACUCACCCUGCCAGGGACCACGCCUUCUUUGUGGACGAGUUCGACAACCUCUACAAAGUGGUUCCCAAGGUCAUUCAGAACAUUUGUACAGAGUUCAACUCACAGCCUCGGAACUAA
Messenger RNA from Lipotes vexillifer (Yangtze River dolphin), 1971 nucleotides. It is a transcript of the gene VIT, whose product is annotated as vitrin. The record is from RefSeq and is a predicted model, not a curated record. Gene Ontology annotation, cellular component: interstitial matrix. Lineage: Eukaryota; Metazoa; Chordata; Mammalia; Artiodactyla; Lipotidae. The transcript has 13 exons. Gene Ontology annotation, biological process: extracellular matrix organization; positive regulation of cell-substrate adhesion.